ACCGUUUCUCUCUUCCAACUCUUGUGUUCUGCUUCACUCCCACCAACAAAAAUACGCACACAGCACAGGAGCAAAAAAGCAAGCAAUUGGAACAAACAAGGGUGUGGUGUCGACAUUGGAUGCAAGAGCGGGAGCAGCAGAGUGACAGGAACAAGGAGACAGAGGAAGAGGAACAGAGAGAGAGAGAGAGAGAGCGAGCCACGUGGGUGAUCAGCAGGCAAGCAGCAGGCAGGAGGCUCCCUACCUUCAACAGCAAACAAUCCAGUCAGCCAACCAGCAAGCAAGUGGACAGCAACGAACGGACCUCCGCGCCCACGUCAAAACGAGGACGAGCAAGCAAGACACCAGCAAAGAUGAUCAAGUUGUUCAAGCUGAAGGAGAAGGCCGCCGAGGAGGCUUCAAAGGAAGGCGACUCCACCUCCGCCGCACACAUUCGCGCACAGAAAGGUAUGCAUGUGGAGGACUGGAAGCCCGUGCUGAGCCUGCAGUCUGUGAUUGAUGGGCUUUCCAUCUUGCUGCUGGAGCCCAACCCUUCGGAUCCCCUGAACAAGGAUGCAGCGAGGGCGAUGAAGCAAGACUUGAACGACUUUGAGAGGACGGUGCGCAGGACGCUGAAGGGCGGGAGUGUGGACGGCAUCAAGUUCGACAAGUGCCUCUGAUCUUGUGAAGAACUUCAAACGGACAACAGACAGUCCUUGUCGUACAUGCACACUUCCCAUGGCCACUCUGGUUUCGCCUGUUGUAUCUCAAACGCGUCUCUCGUAUCGCCGCAUUGCUUAUGUCUUGAUGUUGCCCCACAUUACAACCCAACACAAUACAAUCAUCGUGCAUCUUGGAA
Salpingoeca rosetta is the source of this 838-nucleotide messenger RNA. RefSeq lists its product as uncharacterized. Lineage: Eukaryota; Choanoflagellata; Craspedida; Salpingoecidae. The record is from RefSeq and is a predicted model, not a curated record. Bases 120 to 659 code for a protein of 179 amino acids. The transcript is spliced from 4 exons.